This is a messenger RNA of Spirodela intermedia, 2362 nucleotides long. The record is from the annotation of a GenBank genome assembly. Lineage: Eukaryota; Viridiplantae; Streptophyta; Magnoliopsida; Alismatales; Araceae.
AUGGCGGCGCCGGUCCUCCUCCACCACGUAGUGGGGGAUCUGACGCUGGGGAAGCCGGAUCUGGUGGAGUUCUACGACACGGAGACAUUGGAGGCGGCGAUCAAGGCCAUCAGCGAGCAGAACGAAGGGGCCAUCGCCGUCUGGAGGAAUCGCGGGGCGCAGACCCCCUCGAUUCCGGGGGAGGAUCCCAAGGUGACCAGUUUUGUGGGGAUGCUCAACUCGCUGGACGUGGUGGCCUUCAUCGCGCGCGUCGGGAACCACGAGACGGCGCUCCGGUCCCCGGUCUCCGAGGUGGUCACCCCAAAUUCCUCCCUCCUCAAGGAAGUAGAUCCCGGGACCAGGUUUGUUGCCCUCAAUUGGAUGAACAACGCGGCUCGUCAUGUCGAUUUAGUCGAGCUUCGGUGCCUUCUCGAGCAUUAUCAUCUAUUUCUUCAAUAAUCGCAAUAAAAAAAAUAUAUCUGCUGCCAUUACUUUAUGCAUGGAGAGAUCCUCGAACUUUGGUUUCUGAUUCCGAGAUUACGGUUAUGUAAAUUGAUCGGAGCAUUAUCAUCUCAAUUUCUGGAUUUCGUCGCUCGAACCCUAAGCUGCCUCGAUCGAGGUUGACGAUUGGUAUUGAUCGUACUGAUGAGAAUCUCCGCCUGAAACGCUCUUCAUGCGGAUCAACUCUGAUCUAAUGCCAUAAUCCUGGCAUUUAGAUUAAGUAUCCGCUGGUUUUCGUUUAUCAGAUGAUGAAAUUGACAACAGGCUUGAACAACAUACUGGGGAAUGUUCUUCUCUUCAAAUUCUGGGUGAAAACAUUUUCAAUCGGGCUCCGAUUUCUGAACUUUGCUGUCACUGGUUUCGAUUCGAUCUUUGAUCCAAGCUUAAAUCUUCUCUCACCCUUCUUUUCUGUCUAUCGCCUCUUAUUUCUCCCUGUUGAUCUCGAUCUUCUCGAAUAAACUUAUUCAGCCUCGAAAAUCUUCCUGGGAAUGAAUCCAACCUCGUUUUUCUACAAUGUGCAUAUGAGCAGGAUAUUUCCCCGUGUCGAUCUGAUUAUCGAUGGAGAAGAAGAAGAUCUUGUUUCCGCGUUUAUAUCUUCGUAUUAUUUUCUUCAAGGAUAAUUUCUGUUCUCCGUCACCGAUUAUAUUUCCUGCUUCACUCUUGCGUCGAUUAAUCGUAAUCUUAAUCUUAUUCAUCAACCAUUCAUAAUUUCCUCGCUAGAACUUCCUCCGAGUCGUCAGCAUUUAUUUUUCUAGCUCUGAUCCUUUAAAUUUCUUAGAAACUACCCGCGAGAGAACUUAUCACCAUGUUGAUAUCAAUUCACAUAGUUCAAAUCGAAGUAUAUGACUUAUAAGACUUUAUUUUCUUUCCCGAUUAAAGCCCGGAUCAGAUCUCUUUUCCUCAAUCUGGGUUCUUUUUUUUGUUUGGGUUUGACUGAUGAAGGCUGCUCGACGCACUGGAGAUGAUGAAACAAGGAGUCAGGCGUCUCCUCGUCCGCAAGACCGUGGCGUGGAAGGGCAUGAGCAAGCGUUUCUCCGUCGUCUUCAACGGCAGAUGGAUGAAGAGCUACGAGUCAACGGUCGUCGCCCCCGCCGGAACCAGCAGUAGGCCGACGUCGCCAUCAUCCUCCUCGUUCUGCUGUCUUUCCAGGGAGGACGUGGUCCGGUUCCUCAUCAGCUGCCUCGGGGCCCUCGCGCCGCUGCCGUUGACCUCCAUCACAGCCCUCGGCGCCGUCUCCCCCCACUACUGCCACGUGGAGGCCUCUUCGCCGGCGCUGGAGGUCGCCGGAAAGGUCCCCGAGGAUCCCUGCGCCAUCGCCGUGGUGGAGACCGCCGACGACGGCGCGCAGAAGAUUAUCGGGGAGAUCUCCGCCUACAAGCUCUGGAAGUGCGACUACCCGGCCGCCUCGUGGGCCAUGGCGAGCUUCUCGGCGGGCCAGUUCGUCACCGGCUUCGAGGAGGAGGGCGUGGCGACGCCACCGGGGAUGGCCGGCUUCUCGGUCGCCGCGGCGGCGGAGGAGCGGAUCCUGGGGGCCGCCGCCCCCCGGCCGAGGAAGUUCAGCAGCCGCAGCAUCGGCUUCUUCAGCAAUCAGUCGAGCCCGGGGGGGGGGCGAGGCCUGGGAAUGUACAGGGGGAGGAGCAGCCCUCUGAUGUGCCGGAGGACCAGCUCCCUGGCAGCGGUCAUGGCGCAGAUGCUGUCCCACCGCGCCACCCACGUCUGGGUCACUGAGCCCGCCGGUGGUGGAGGUGGGGGCGGAGGCGGGAGCGGCACCGCCGCCGACGACGUCCUCGUCGGCGUCGUCAGCUACACCGACAUACUCCACGCGGUGACUAGGAACACCGCAGGCGGCGCCGCCGCUCCUCCUCUCUGCUUUGGUGUGUAA